AUGCCAAACCCACGCCCCCCUCUAACUCCAGCUUCUUCCGCUGACAUCGCUGCAAAGGAGAAAUUCGCCAAUUCUCCAAACGAGAUGUUCUUUUCCCUGCCUCCAGCUGCUCUCCCUAGAAAUGGUAGCCCCGGCUCCGGCUCCGGCUCCGGCUCCAGUUCCAGAAUUGGCUAUUCCAAAGAAUCCGCUCCUGCUCGCCCAAUGUCUCCCAUCUCGCCAUACAUCCCCGCAGCUGAAGCGUCAAACACCACCCGUGGCCCCAGAAGCUCCCGCCAGAAAGCAAAUAACAAUAACAACAACAGCAGCAACGGUAACAGUAGGAAGCGCUCUGCCGCAGCGAACUUCACCCUCCCGCCUCCGCCAACUCGCACGCGGAAGAUCAUCCAGAUGAAGCCCAAAACCCAAGCUGAGCAGACAGCGCCGCGGGAUGCUGGCGGCGCUGCUGGUUCAGAGGGUAAGGCCAAGGGCGAGACUCCUGGCGCUGGUUCUGGUGCUGGUGCUGGUGCUGCAGGAUCCAAGAAGAAACAGCAGGGCAAUGGCCCGACUACCGCGGCAGGACGGAAAAUUGCACGCAAGACCGCGCAUAGUUUGAUUGAGCGGCGGAGGCGGUCAAAGAUGAAUGAGGAAUUCAUGACGUUGAAGAAUAUGAUUCCUGCGUGUAGGGGGCAGGAGAUGCAUAAGUUGGCUAUUUUGCAGGCUAGCAUUGAUUAUAUGAACUACCUGGAGCAAUGCUUGAAGGAACUUAAGGCUGCAAACUGCUGCAGCAACAACCGCAGUGACAGGACGGGUUCUUCAGGCCCUUCCACCCGGCGCAUCACUUCAGGACACCACUCCGUCAGCACCGGGCGCCAUGAAUUCUCCUCAUCACGCUCUCCCUCCCCAUCUCGAUCACCUUCUCCCGCCUCCUCCAACUUGUUACACAACAACCACCUGAACAACAACAACAGCAGCACAAGAAUCUCAAACAUCUACACGGACCGUAACCAAAACCCUAAGCACGCGUACAAGUAUGACUAUGAACAUCAACAACAGCAACAACCACAACCCACGCAUCCGCAUCCCGCAUACGCCCUCCUCCCUUCCUCGUCCUCCUCGUCCCGCGACGCCGCCUCCGCCGUAUUCGCUGGCCAGGGUCAACCGAUAGGCCCAUACCUGCACGCACAGCGCAGACCCCCGUACGGCCAGAUGGCACCUUCAUCGUCAUCGUCGUCGUCGGCGGCGUCGGCGGCGGCAUCAGCGUCACCGACAGGCACGGCAACGCCAAACGUUAACCCGUCUCCUGUCGUCGUCGCGCAACGACGACAACAACAACAACAACAACAACAACAACGUUGCCCCGUGGGUGGUCCCGGCAUGAACAUGGACAUGGGCGUGGGCGUGGGCGUGGGCGUGGGCGUGGACGUAGGCAUGGAUACGAUGGACCAUGAAGCGACGGCAGCGUUGUUGAUGUUGAAUCUUGAUCGGAGGGGUUCCGGGGUUGCGGCUGGGGCUGCGGCUGGGGCUGGGAUUGGGAUUGGGAUUGGGAUGGAUAGGGGUAGUAGUGGUGAAGGUGAAGGGAGCCAAGCGACGAGGAGGAAACUUGGGAUGAGCGUGCAGGAUUUGUUGAGUCAUUGA
Blastomyces dermatitidis ER-3 is the source of this 1614-nucleotide messenger RNA. RefSeq names its product HLH transcription factor. Gene Ontology annotation, molecular function: protein dimerization activity. NCBI's taxonomy places the organism in Eukaryota, Fungi, Ascomycota, Eurotiomycetes, Onygenales, Ajellomycetaceae. The transcript is spliced from 2 exons. Bases 1 to 1614 code for a protein of 537 amino acids. The record is from RefSeq and is a predicted model, not a curated record.